This is a messenger RNA of Trematosphaeria pertusa, 1317 nucleotides long. RefSeq lists its product as uncharacterized. The transcript has a single exon. Lineage: Eukaryota; Fungi; Ascomycota; Dothideomycetes; Pleosporales; Trematosphaeriaceae. The coding region runs from base 1 to 1317 and encodes 438 amino acids. The record is from RefSeq and is a predicted model, not a curated record.
AUGGCUGAAGCGCCUACUAUCCACAAUCUUCCGCAGGAAAUUCUCCUCCACAUCGUCAAGAGUAUCGAUCCACCGUCACGCUUCCGGUCUCAACAGGAAUAUUACAAUCUCUGCCUCGUCAAGCCCUUCAAGCCCGCGGCAACGGAAUAUCUAUAUUCCUGGUGCUAUAGUUACAGCGAUGUCCUUCUACUCCGGACCGUGCUCCAGCAUCCCGAGCUUGCGGCUCUCAUUCGCGAUUUGACAUUACGUCCGUGUUACGAAAAGAGCUGCCAGUCCUUGCCGACUCCAGAGGACAUGGCGCUGUUCAACCAAGCCAUUCAAGCCCUUGGACUGCAACCCAAUGAUGAGGUUCGAUGGAUCGCCCGAUUGCAGCAAAACCCUCACGAUUGCGGACCCGAAAGCGAUGGAAUAGCUGCUCUCCUGCUCCUUCAUGCCCCGAACAUCACCCACUUGACCAUGGACUGGGGUUUCUUAGAGACAUUGAUGUUCGACCAAGACUGUAUUGCGUUCUCUUCAUGGUCGUUCCAGACUUAUUGCAACCUCAAGUCCCUCGAACUCUCCAAGGUAGACCUGAGUACUGCGCAAAUAGCAUCUCUAUUCAGAUUACCUUCGCUGGAAGGACUGUCGAUUACGUUGUACAAACAAUUGACUACUAUCUCCGAGUCCGAACGACAGCUCUUUGAGGCCGGCACAUCCAAUAUCAAGUCACUAUGCUUGAGAACUUCAAUUUACCCUGAUGUUCUCGUGUUGAUGCUUGACUCCUGCAGGAGCUUGACGAGACUCUCCUGUGCGCUCUCGUAUCCUAACGGCUACGGUAUUGGCUUCGACUCGGCUUUGCUUAAUGAAGCGCUGGUGAAGCACAAGCACUGCCUGCGCGAACUAGCGUUGCUCAACAUGGUCCCCGUGGCCGCCGGCACGUGGACGCCCUUCGAGAAAUUGGAGACUUUGUGGGUCUACGCGAGUACUCUCUACCGAGGAUUGGAUUGGCCGAAGUUAGCGUCCAUCAUGCCGCCAAAUCUACAACGGCUCCGGCUCGACACACUCAAAUUCCCAGAUUCGGGGUUUAUGGGGCAACUUCUUGAUCGACAUGGUCCCUUUUCCACCCUCGUUGAGCACAAGGACGUCUGCCUGCCUCGCCUCCGACAUCUCAGUCUUAGGGUUUUGGAUUUAGAUUACAAGGACGUAGAAGCCUUUUCUAAAUUGGACAUAACGGAGGGACUUGAGGGCCGUGGAGUGAUGGUUGAUUUCGAGGACGACGUGAUCGACAUUGAGGAAGACUACUAUUUGGAAGACUACUAUUGGGAUGUGAUAGACUGA